UUCUAAGUAACAGCAUGGCGGGGGACAGACUACAAGCUGACAUUCUGCACAAUUGGGGUCUUUUUGCCGGGAAAGACAAGAUGGAGGCGCCGUCGCAGGAAGUGCAGCUCGCCGCGGCCAAAAAGCCAACAGUGCGAGGACCUCGACGUGUAGCCAAUCAAAUCCCUGAUGAAAUAACCAAUGACCCCGAGUUAAAGGAGGCCAUGAAAGUGUUACCUGCAAACUACAACUUUGAGAUCCCAAAGACUGUAUGGAGAGUGAGACAAUCCCAGGCUACAAGAGUGGCUCUACAGCUUCCGGAGGGCCUGCAGAUGUUUGCCUGUGCCAUCGCCGACAUCAUUGAAAGGUUCACGGAAGCAGACACCAUCGUGAUGGGGGACGUGACAUACGGGGCGUGCUGCGUGGAUGACUUCACCGCCCGGGCCUUGGGAGCUGACUUCAUGGUGCACUAUGGCCACAGCUGUCUGGUCCCCAUAGACUCCACCGGCGGCAUCAAGAUGCUCUACGUCUUUGUGGACAUCCAGAUGGACAAUGCACACUUCCUGGACACGGUCAAGUUCAACUUCAGCCCCGGACAGUCCCUGGCGCUGGUCAGCACCAUUCAGUUCGUGGCUGCUCUACAGGCUGUGAGUGCCGCCCUCAAGACGGACUAUGACGUGGUGGUCCCGCAGUGUCGACCUCUGUCACCGGGGGAGAUCCUGGGCUGCACCUCUCCUCGUUUGGACCGCAAUGUCAAUGCCAUUAUUUAUCUGGGAGAUGGACGAUUUCACUUGGAGUCGAUCAUGAUUGCAAAUCCCGAUAUUCCUGCCUACAGGUAUGACCCGUAUAGUAAGGUCUUCUCCAGGGAAUACUACGACCACGAGGCCAUGCGCGCCUUAAGGCUGGAGGCCAUCGACAAGGCUCGCUCAGCCCAGAGAUGGGGCCUCAUUUUGGGCACGCUCGGGCGUCAGGGAAGCCCAAAAGUUAUGGAGCACCUGGAAUCAAAGCUGCAGUCGCUGGGCAAGAGCUUCACUCGAGUCCUUUUGUCCGAGAUUUUCCCCAGCAAGUUGGACCUGCUGCCCGAUGUCGACGCAUGGGUCCAGAUUGCGUGUCCUCGGCUGUCAAUCGAUUGGGGCUCGGCCUUCUCCAAGCCCCUGCUGUCUCCCUACGAGGCAGCGGUGGCUCUCCAGGAGAGCACCUGGAAGGAGGUCUACCCCAUGGACUACUACUCCAAUCAGAGCCUGGGGCCUUGGACCCCCAACCACCAGGACCACCGGCCCGUGCGGGCGCCACGCACCCAGGCUCAGAAAUGCUGCCAGCCAGGCAAGGUGUGCACCCAAACGCAGUGCGCCCCCGGUGGCUGCUAACCAGACGGCAUUUUACUCUGAAAGUGAGCAUUGGUGCAGGAAGGAAAAGUGCCAUAAAGAAUCCGUCGGUGCUCGCUGCUGCAAAUAGAUCAAACCCUGCAUAUAUUCCAGAGAUAGACCCCCGUGCAGAGCUCAUGUUUAUGAAUGCAUGAGUCACUUCCAGGUUUC
Nerophis lumbriciformis (worm pipefish) is the source of this 1514-nucleotide messenger RNA. It is a transcript of the gene dph1, whose product is annotated as diphthamide biosynthesis 1. Gene Ontology annotation, molecular function: 2-(3-amino-3-carboxypropyl)histidine synthase activity. NCBI's taxonomy places the organism in Eukaryota, Metazoa, Chordata, Actinopteri, Syngnathiformes, Syngnathidae. Gene Ontology annotation, biological process: protein histidyl modification to diphthamide. The record is from RefSeq and is a predicted model, not a curated record.